This is a messenger RNA of Metarhizium album ARSEF 1941, 666 nucleotides long. RefSeq names its product glutathione-s-transferase theta, gst. The transcript is spliced from 2 exons. The record is from RefSeq and is a predicted model, not a curated record. Lineage: Eukaryota; Fungi; Ascomycota; Sordariomycetes; Hypocreales; Clavicipitaceae. The coding region runs from base 1 to 666 and encodes 221 amino acids.
AUGGCCGACCUCAAGCCCAUGACCCUCCACUCCCACGCGGCCGGCCCCAACCCGUGGAAAGUCGCCCUCAUCCUCGAGGAGCUCGGCCUCCCCUACAAGAACGAGUUCCUCGACUUCAAGCAAGUCAAGCAGGAGCCCUUCAUCUCGCUCAACCCCAACGGCCGCGUCCCCGCCCUCGAGGACCCCAACACGGACAUUACCCUCUGGGAGUCCGGCGCCAUCAUCGACUACCUCGUCGACACGUACGACACGGCCAACAAGCUGCAGUACGCGAGCACGCGGGAAAAGUACCAGACCCGCGUGUGGGCGCACUUCCAGAUGUCGGGCCAGGGCCCGUACUUCGGCCAGCUCAUCUGGUUCUCGCGGUACCACCCGGAGAAGAUCCAGUCCGCCGUGGACCGGUACGCCAGCGAGGUCCGCCGCGUGACGGGCGUCAUCGACGCGCACCUCAAGAAGCACAAGACGGCGUACCUGGUCGGCGACAAGGUGACGUACGCCGACCUCAUGUUCGUCCCGUGGGCCGUGGCCGUGUCCAGCAUCGCCGGCGACCUGCUGGACCUGUCGGGCUUUGACGCCUACGACGCCUGGAUGGACAAGUUGAAGGGCCGGCCGUCGACGGCAAAGAUCCUCAAGGAGCGGGAGGCGGCCAUGGCUGCUGGCCACUAG